Messenger RNA from Brassica rapa (field mustard), 499 nucleotides. RefSeq names its product non-specific lipid-transfer protein 2-like. NCBI's taxonomy places the organism in Eukaryota, Viridiplantae, Streptophyta, Magnoliopsida, Brassicales, Brassicaceae. The record is from RefSeq and is a predicted model, not a curated record. Gene Ontology annotation, biological process: lipid transport.
AUAUAAUAGCUUGACUAUCAGAACCUCAAAAUUAACUUCUCAAACAUUUCUCAGAAAAAAAACUAGAACUAAGGUUGAAGAGUCGCCAAGCUUACAAAACAUGUGUUGGAACCCAAUAGUCAGCAUGAAGUUCACAGGAGUAGUAUGCAUCGCAUUUGUGAUAGUCCUUCUGUCGGCUUUAGCUCCGACCAAAGCAGUCUUUGAAGAGAAAGUGGCAUGCAUCCCGACAGAACUUAUGACAUGUAUACCAGCAUUACAAACCGGAAGUCAACCGUCCGCUGACUGCUGCGGAAAACUGAAAGAACAAGAGUCGUGUUUGUGUGGUUACAUACAAAAUCCAUUGUUUUCUCAGUAUGUUACAUCUGAAAAUGCUCACAAAGUUUUAGCGACUUGUGGUAUAUCUUAUCCUACUUGUUAAAAUUUCAAAUUUCAAAUCCUAUGUAACAAUCCGUUAUGGUUUAUCCAUUGAUAUUAAAUAAUCAAUAUUUUCUUAUAACAA